CUGAAGAAGGCAUACACAUAAUAGUGACACAGCAGUUAAAAAAUCAAUUUUGGAGCGAAACCGCAUCAUCACUUUUUCAGUGCUCAGCUACGUUCAACAAACCCAACUCCCUCUCACUCAUUCAGAUCUGUUCACUUCUCUUCGCCGUCUGCUCCGCCACCUCCGCCGCUCACAACCACCUUGGUUUUUGAAUUGGCAAAGUCUAUAGGUGAGUGACUUGCAGAGAUGGGAAUGCGACCCCGUAAAUCGGGUGAGGAGGGACAGGAGGAGGAGGAAGAGGAGGAGGAGGAGCUGCCAGGCUGUGGAACCACGGGUUCAGGACAAUCGGGGUCGACUAGUAAGAGUGCUGGGUUGGCAACGCCAGCUGGUGAUAGCACCUGUCUCAAAUUAGACCAUCUUGACAUACAAGGCGAUGAUGCUGGAUCGCAGGGGCCAGUUGGUAGCAAGAAGAAAAAGAGAGGUCAACGGGCAGUUGGACCUGAUAAAAGUGGAAGAGGGCUCCGUCAAUUUAGUAUGAAAGUUUGUGAGAAGGUAGAAAGCAAGGGAAGAACAACUUACAAUGAGGUAGCAGAUGAACUUGUGGCUGAAUUUGCUGAUCCAGGCAACAGUGAUUUGUCUCCUGAUCAGCAACAAUAUUAUGAGAAAAAUAUCCGUAGAAGGGUCUAUGAUGCUCUGAACGUUCUCAUGGCAAUGGAUAUUAUUUCGAAGGAUAAAAAGGAAAUACAAUGGAAGGGUCUUCCUCGUACUAGUGUGAACGAUAUUGAAGAACUAAAGUCAGAACGUCUUGUGCUCAGGAGUAAAAUUGAGAAGAAAACAGCAUAUUUGCAUGAGCUGGAGGAGCAAUUUGUAGGUAUUCAGAACCUUAUAAAAAGAAAUGAGCAAUUAUAUAGCUCAGAAAACCCUCCCAGUGGUGUAUCUUUACCUUUUAUUCUGGUACAGACACGUCCUCAUGCAACUGUUGAAGUGGAAAUAUCAGAAGAUAUGCAGCUUGUGCAUUUUGAUUUCAAUAGUACUCCUUUUGAGCUGCAUGAUGACAACUAUGUGCUAAAGGCAAUGAAGUUCUGUGGGAGACCACAGAGUGAUAAUACGACACACAAUCUUGCCGAUGGAGGUGAAGGUUCUAGCAUGUCAGGCUUGAAUCAGUCACAAGUUCCUCCUUCAGUUACGAAUCUUCCAGCUAGGCCUCCCACAUCACCUCCACUCCCUGGGAUAUUGAAGGCAAGAGUUAAGAAUGAGCCUUAAUAAGCAAUUUUAUCUUCUCAUGUUGCCUCAUUUAAGCAUGUUUGUAUAUUUGUAAAAUUUGCCGGAAAUCAAUAGGAUAGAUAGUCAGUAGUACAGCCAAGUCAUUCUGUAGGUUAAGAUCAACCUGUAUGCUUCUUUAUUGUUAGGGUUAGACACUUGCAAAUUCUUUGGUUUCCUUCCAUAAUUUCUGUAUGUUUAGUAGUCCAUAGAUGAUAGAUCAUGGAAUGGAAUCAGCAUACAACUAAUUUCGGUAUUCAGCUAUCCAUAGUGUAAAGUUUUCUAGUCUAUGUCUAAUACUUGGUGGUGUUUGGGCCAGUGCUUGGUCUCUUGCAUGCCUUCCUUGCCUUGUAGCAUUUACUAGAUAGAGAUAACAGUUGCAGUUUGAAAGAGAUGCUUUAUACACAGCAUUCUCUUGGAACUGAAUAAUUGGUUUAUUUCUUA
This is a messenger RNA of Arachis stenosperma, 1683 nucleotides long. RefSeq names its product transcription factor-like protein DPB. Bases 226 to 1242 code for a protein of 338 amino acids. Gene Ontology annotation, cellular component: nucleus; transcription regulator complex. The transcript is spliced from 10 exons. Gene Ontology annotation, biological process: regulation of transcription by RNA polymerase II; regulation of cell cycle. NCBI's taxonomy places the organism in Eukaryota, Viridiplantae, Streptophyta, Magnoliopsida, Fabales, Fabaceae. Gene Ontology annotation, molecular function: DNA-binding transcription factor activity, RNA polymerase II-specific; RNA polymerase II transcription regulatory region sequence-specific DNA binding. The record is from RefSeq and is a predicted model, not a curated record.